AUGGUCUCCGGCAUGUAUUCACCGGAAGAUCGUGGAAGUGGCAAGACCACGCCUUUCCCAGGAGCAGAAUGGUUUAAAUCUUACCCCACCAGUCCGAUCAUUACAGCAAUGGGCAAGCGAUUAGUAGCUGAAGGAUGCAACAAGUACAGUAUAGGUCCUGGACCAAAAUGGACAGGCGCCGACCAGGCUUCAUACAAAUGCUGGCAGGAGAAGCUCGGAUAUACUGGUGUGGACGCUGAUGGUUGGCCAGGUGACAAAUCCUGGAACGAACUAAGGGUACCAUCGACUCGGGAUGAGGAUGCAAAUAAUGACGUCGCAGUUGUCUUUUGGAUCAAAGCCUUCAUUCCAUUGAACGUUGCAGGGGUCACCAGAGCCUACCCCAAAGAUAGCAGCAAGAUGAUGAUCAACGGAAUUCCUAUUAUCGGCGACUGUUUCCUGACUGAUCAACGUGGCUUUAGUAGCGCCAGUGACGCAAAAUCGAGAAUGCACUCUCAGGCCUGGGUGUGGGUUAACCCUAAUGGCUACCGGUGGUCACAGCGGCACUAUUGCGACGAAACCACGGAGGUUGAUUGUGAAGAUGGCGAUGUCGAGGGAAGAAAGACACAAAAUAAUGACAAUAUGGCUUUUAAGGUGUUGAAGGGUUCUUCCACCAGGGUUGUCCUCGAAUUUCAAGCUGCGCAGAACAAUCCCCUAGUCACUGGGUCACCAGAUAUCGAUCUGAUAGGGACAUUGACUGUUGACCGUGUGGAUCAGUUUGUCGAGUUUGUGGGCAAGGUCGAUGAAUUUCCAGCCUUUGAGGCAUAUGUCUCAAUCAACGGAGGUUCUCCACGUACGAUCGCUCGACUUGGACCAAAACCAGGUGCGGGGCCAGAGUCGUUGUUUGGGAGUGCAAAUAGAUCUUUACGAGGGAGUGUUAACUUCUGA
Messenger RNA from Aspergillus tanneri, 924 nucleotides. RefSeq lists its product as uncharacterized. NCBI's taxonomy places the organism in Eukaryota, Fungi, Ascomycota, Eurotiomycetes, Eurotiales, Aspergillaceae. The transcript has a single exon. Bases 1 to 924 code for a protein of 307 amino acids. The record is from RefSeq and is a predicted model, not a curated record.